AUGGGGAAGAGACAGUGCCCGGGGGCUGGCAGUGAACAUGUGAUGAGCGUCCUCUGGCUAACAGGAGCUCUGCUGGGCUCCUGGUUCAAUCACCAGGCCCUGACUCUUUGUAGCCAAGCAUCAGAGUCAGUCCAACACAUUAAGCCCACCAAUUCAUGGAGGACUUCUUCCACAAGUUUCUCUACUCCAUCAGCAACAGACACAUGGACAACUGCUUCCACAAGUUUCUCUUCUCCAACAGCAACAGCUACUCAUUCCUCCACAACCUGGCCAGAUUCAUGGAGGACUUCUUCCACAAGUUCAUCCAUGGCUUCCUCCUCUCAAACAACCGAAGAUUCAUGGAGGACUUCUUCCACUAGUUUCUCUUCUCCAACAGCAACAGACACAUGGACAACUGCUUCCACAAGUUUCUCUUCUCCAACAGGAACAG
Molecule: messenger RNA, 430 nt
Organism: Myotis lucifugus (little brown bat)
Lineage: Eukaryota; Metazoa; Chordata; Mammalia; Chiroptera; Vespertilionidae
Product: cell wall integrity and stress response component 2-like
Exons: 7
Source: RefSeq, a predicted model, not a curated record